CAAGAAAGCAGGGAAGCCCCCUGUGAAUUUGUCUAAGCCCUCGUUGGUUAUGCAGGGAGCGGAUGAGAGUCCAGAGGCAUUCCUUCAGAGGUUGAUUGAGGCUUAUGAGUUGUACACUCAAAUGGACCCGAGGGCUCCAGAGAAUGUAAGGAUGUUGAAUGAAAGAUUUAUUGCGCAAAGUGCAUUGGACAUUCGUAAGAAAUUGCAAAGGUUAGAGGGAGCAUUGGGAAAGAACACCACUGAAUUGGUGGAGGUGGCUAGAAAAGUGUAUGUUAAUAGAGAUAAGGUUGAGAAAAAGGACAAAGAUGACCGUAUGCAUAAGAAGACAGAAUUGUUGGCGUUGGCCUUACAGGGAGGAAGGGCAGGCUUAGGGCCAAAUCAAUGUGCCCAUUGUGGAUCUGAAGGUCAUUGGCAGAGAGAGUGUCCAAAGAGGUUAGCUCUCAGGGGACGUGGAGUGUUUAGAGGUCUGCCCGGGCGACGCCCGCUGGGCCGCAAUAUGGCAGGUCGGGGGAUGACUGGGCGAGGGAUGGUGACAGGCCAAGGGGGGCCACCCAGACCUCCAGGUCGUGGAUGGGGGUCGCAACCGACUCAGGGUCCAAAAGGAAGAGGGUUUAAUGCUCAAGUAGGUGCAGGAGUAGAGGGUAUUGGACUAGCCGGAGUUGGUUGGUCAGAUUGACGGGGACCUGGCUUGGAGCAGACUCCCCCCGAGCCAAUGGUUACUCUGAAUAUUGGGGGUCAACAGACUACCUUUUUAGUAGACACAGGGGCUGGACGGUCGGUGAUAAACAACCCAAUAACUACCCCUGGUCCAUACCAGAUUCAAGUACAAGGAGUGUCUGGACAAGUUGUAGGACGUCAAGUCUUAAAACCAGUCACCUGUACUUUUAAGGGGUCCGAAAUUCAACAUGAGUUCCUGUAUAUACCUGAAUGUCCUGUCCCAUUGUUAGGAAGGGAUUUGUUGAGCAAGCUGGGAGCUACUAUUUCCUUUGAUGAGGGAAAGCAGUAUCUCACUGUUAGCCACCGGCCGGAUGAAAUGUGGAGGUUGAUGGUGGUUAGGACUUCUGAGGAAGAAUGUUUGGACGUAUGGAGGGAAUUUGAUGUACCAGGACUAUGGGCUGAGGAUAACCCUCCGGGGUUUGCAGCACAUCACCCCCCUAUUAUUGUGGAAUUGAAGCCCCUGGCAACUCCUGUUCACAUUGGGCAACAACGACCCUAUUGGAGGGAAGCCAUCCUAUCAAUAUACGACUGUAUUCUAACAUACUUAGAUGCUGGAGUGUUGGUCCCUAUUCAAUCCCCAUGGAACACCCCAAUUCUGCCUAUCCUAAAACCAGACGGGUCUUUCAGACCAGUGCAAGAUUUGCGUGUGGUUAAUGAUAGGACAGUCACAAUUCACCCGUCUGUAUCUAAUCCAUAUACUCUACUCAGUCUCAUCCCACCUAAUGCUACAUGGUUUUCAGUGAUUGAUUUAAAAGAUGCCUUCUUUACUAUCCCCAUCCAUCCCGUUAGCCAGCCAUUGUUUGCUUUUGAAUGGGAAAAUCCGUAUACUGGAACCAGGAGCCAAUAUACCUGGACAAGGUUACCUCAGGGGUUCAAAAAUUCCCCAACUCUCUUCGGAACCGCGUUGGCCAAGGAUUUACAAUAUUUUAUCCCCUUCCAACAAGGAGAUUCGGUUUUACAAUAUGUGGAUGAUGUGCUGGUUACUGGACAGUCACGGGACGGUUGUUGGGAGAAUACGAGACGUAUGUUGUGUUUGUUGUUAGAUUGUGGAUAUCGGGCGUCCAGAAGUAAGGCUCAGUUAGUCCAACAAAAAGUCCGUUAUUUAGGCUAUGAUAUAAUGCAAGGGCAAAGAGCACUAGGCCCGGAGAGAAAGCAGGCGUUGCUUAAUCUGGCAAGGCCAACCGAUAGGAGACAAUUGAGAGGCUUUCUAGGCUUGGCAGGUUUUUGUAGAAUUUGGAUUCCAAAUUACGCACUAAUGGCAGCUCCACUGUAUUCGUCUACCAAGGGAAGUAAAACAGACCCCUUUAUUUGGACAAAGGAGCAGGAUCAGGCCUUUGAUGCAAUUAAGGAGGCUCUGUUAAGAGCUCCGGCCUUGGCCCUGCCAAAUCUGAGUAAGUCCUUCAAUUUGUAUGUGGAUACGCGUAAGAAUGUUGCUUUAGGAGUAUUGACUCAGCAGCUCGGCCAGUGGCAACAACCGGUUGCAUAUCUGUCAAAACAGCUAGAUGCUGUGGCGCAAGGGUGGCCGCAUUGUUUGAAAGCUUUAGCUGCCAUUGCGGAAUUGCUGCAAGAUUGUAAUAAACUCACUUUUUCCUGUCCAAUUAGGGUCCACACCCCACACUCUGUUCAAGCAAUUCUUGAUCAGAAGGGCCAUUUGUGGAUUAGUAACCAACGAAUCAUCAAAUACCAAGCCAUGAUGAUUGAAAACCCCCAGGUUCAUCUAGUGGUUUCUACCUCAUUAAAUCCUGCUACUCUCUUGCCUACAGAAACAGAGGUGGAGCAUGAUUGUGUACAAGUGUUGGAAACCGUUUAUUCCACACGACCCGAUUUAACUGACAUACCUUUGCCUCAGGUGGAUUAUAACUGGUAUACCGAUGGGUCUAGUUAUAUACACCAAGGGAUGAGAGUUGCAGGCUAUGCCAUUGUAGAUGAUGAGGGGGUAAUUGAAAGUGGACCGUUGGGAGCAGGAAAAAGUGCACAAGUAGCAGAAUUGUGGGCCCUCAUUCGGGCAUUGGAACGGGCUGAAGGUGAACGCUUGAAUGUAUGGACAGAUAGUAAAUACGCCUUUUUGACUUUGCAUGCUCAUGGGGCGGUGUACAAGGAAAGGGGCUUUAGGGAUUCAGCUGGCAAAUAUAUACAACAUAGCCAUUUAAUUCAGAGAUUGAUAAAUGCGGUUCAAAAACCAAAAAAGGUGGCAGUUAUGCAUUGUAGAGGUCAUCAACGGGGUGAUGAUAGAAUUGUUGUAGGGAACAGGACAGCAGACGCUGAAGCACGAGCUGCAGCAUUGCGUCAUGAGCCUCUACCAGACAUGUAUAUUAAUGUUGCCUUGGAUUUAGGGGUUAUACCAGUAGACAUCCAACCCUCCUAUUCUUUAUCUGAAUGUGAUAAGGCAGUCAACGAUUUGAUGGCGGUCAUCGAUAAGGGCUGGUAUGUUCUUCCGGAUGGAAGAAUAUAUGUGCCUUCUACAGUGGCAUGGCAAUUGGUUCGUUCCACUCAUGAAACCACCCAUAUGGGGAAAACAGCUUUGGAAUCCGCCCUUAUGAGGGAUUACUAUAUAGAUGGGUUAGCAGGGAUGGCGGUAAAAGUCGCAUCUUCCUGUGAAACGUGUGCUAAAGUUAAUCCUAGGCAAGGUCCUUCCCUUCCACCAGGAACUAUACCUAUUGCCUACUAUCCUAUGGACACAGUCAUGAUUGACUUUACUGAUAUGCCACGAAGUGGGUUUUAUCGGGCUAUGUUAGUUAUUGUGGAUUUAUACACGGGAUGGCCAGAGGCGUUCCCUACUAGAACGAAAAAGGCUCAGGAAGUAGCAAAGGUCUUACUUAAGGAAAUCAUUCCUCGAUUUGGCAACCCCUCCUUUAUUUCAUCAGACAAUGGCCCGGAGUUUGUCCAUCAUAUUAAUCGAGCCAUUGCACAAGCUAUAGGGGUAAAAUGGCGCUUCCAUUCUUCUUUCCACCCACAAUCUGGUUCUCCCGUGGAAAGGAUGAAUAGAACUUUAAAGGAAAAGAUAACCAAAAUUUGUGCUGAAACACACUUGAAGUGGCCCGAUGCUUUGCCCCUUGCAUUGUAUGCAAUUAGGAGUGCUCCCAGACGACAACAUAGACUCUCCCCAUAUGAGUUGAUGUUUGGUCGGCCUCCGACGUUGUUGCGACGUAAUUUGGCUGGAUGGCCUGAUUUGGGGCAUAAGGGGGGAGUUUGGGCCAUGGAAAUGGUGCAGGAACUGAAUAAACAGGUUGAAAAGUUGAGGAAUUAUGUAUUAGAACAGACCCCUCCCAGAUUGGUAACCAGAUGUCAUUCCUUCAAACCAGGGGACCGAGUAUGGGUAAAACAUUGGAAAAAGGAACAAUUAGAAGGGAGGUGGAAGGGACCUUAUGAGGUAAUUAUGACAUCUCCACUUGCUGUUAAGAUUGCGGAAUCUAAAACCUGGAUACAUUGGACUCGUGUAAAGAGGGCCGCUGACAAACAAUGGACCACACAUCCCAGCGACCAACCGUUGAAGUUGAAAUUGAUUCGUCAAUAAAGUCCAACUAUAUCCUUUGUUGUAUUGCCAUAGGUAUUGUGAUUCUUGCUUUCAUUGUGUGCAUUAUUUGUAUUGUGAAAUACGCCAACCCGACGGUCCAACAAUCAAUUGGCGGAACGGUGAGAGCGGUUGACUGGUGGCCAUUUGCUGGCGUCCCCUUCGCUAACGGACAAUUGCAUACAGACCACUCAGGGGAAAUCCAAGCCGAUCCUGCCCCUGAAGCAGAUCCCGCACCUGGAAGGGAAGACGGAGAGCCAGCGCAGCAUUCCCCCCGGCGAAUCUUCCAAAGGUCAGCAGUGGAGAACCCUUGCUAAGUCACUCCGGAAGCUGACUCUCUACGCACGGGUGAAGAAUAGUGGACCAGCAUACUAACCUUUAAUUAUUUUCAUCUUUUAUCAUCUUCACUAACCAUAUGUGCUGGUUUUGUACCUGUGAAUGUGGAUGUUGCUGCUGUGCCCACUGUAUUGAUUGUGUCCAGCACAGCUAUUGUAAUAUUAAGUGUGAUAUAGUGCUUAUAGAAGACGCGUUGGAACCCUAUCUCAUCACUGGAUCUGGCCCGGCAUACUACACACUUAAAGUAACCCCUACAGUUCAGCUUGCAUUACAGGAUCGGAGAGAUCACGACGUGUGCGAACAGGAUGCACGAAGGUAUACCGCUCGUUUGGUCUAUUACGCUCUUAGUGAUAUGGUUAUACGGUGUUGGGAGCAGAUGCAAUCUUGUUGAUGUGGGCAACUUAGGAUUGUGGAGCAACCCAGAGGAAAGACCCCAUAUUACACGAUCUUAUAAUGUCGGGUCCAGGGAAGGGGAGGGGACAACCCCCAUUAUGUUUUCUCCAAAUUGUUGGAAUGGAGUGCUACCGCACCCUUGCAAACUCCCAGACCUAUUUGAUAAGAUUGCCAGAAUUACCUGUCAGUCUCGAGGUUUUUCCAACCCAGAAGUAUGCCCGUAUGUGGGAUAUCUAAUGCGAAAGGGAAUGUGUAUAAAAGCCCACCAAAAGGGGGGAGAACCACCUCUAGUUUUGGAUUGUGGAGACCCCCAUUAUUGGGGCUGGACCCGUAUUACUUCUCCAUCACAAUUGAAAUCGGGAUGGCAAGGGGCAUG
Molecule: messenger RNA, 5333 nt
Organism: Thamnophis elegans (Western terrestrial garter snake)
Lineage: Eukaryota; Metazoa; Chordata; Lepidosauria; Squamata; Natricidae
Product: protein NYNRIN-like
Exons: 1
Coding region: 713-4231 (1172 amino acids)
Biological process (GO): DNA integration; proteolysis
Molecular function (GO): nucleic acid binding; aspartic-type endopeptidase activity; RNA-DNA hybrid ribonuclease activity
Source: RefSeq, a predicted model, not a curated record